Molecule: messenger RNA, 363 nt
Organism: Mesorhabditis belari
Lineage: Eukaryota; Metazoa; Nematoda; Chromadorea; Rhabditida; Rhabditidae
Source: the annotation of a GenBank genome assembly
AUGUUCGCGGCUAGUUUUUUGAUCUCACAGAAAAGACUUUUUGAGGUGAUAAUGAGGAGGAGCGUCGCCUGGGCCGCUCCAUCCAACAUCACGAAUGAGGCUAUCGGAAUGGGAUCGGCGAGUUUCGACUGUGUCGUCGAGAACCCGACCAAAGCCAAAGAAAGCACAGUUGCGCCUCAUCCUCAUGGACUUCAUGGAUUCCAUCGCUUUCUUCCCUCUUCGUGGGUUACUGUUGGGGCUGCUGUAUACGCUGGAUACAAACUCGAGCUGCACAAAGUGCGCUAUGAGAUAACGUAUCUGAACGGUGUUGAAAUCAGUCGCACGGUCACUCGCGGAAAAGAGAUUUUGUAUACGUUUGGCAAG